AUGAACGAAGUCGCAGCCGAACCUGUCGCCAACGGCGCUGAUUCUGGCUCUGCCAAUGUCGACUUCGUGGCUCUCAAAGGAGCUCUGACCUCCUCUUCCACCAGAGUCAGAGUCGAUCAGCUGCGCGCACUACAAGAACGCAUAACCCAAAAGAAGUUCGACCUGUCCCUCGUUCCCAAGCUUCUUCAGCUCCUGUUCUGGACACAUGCCUUUUACGUCGACCGCCAGUCCCGUCUUGGUGCGCAAAAAUGCUUGUCUGCCCUGCUGGCUAGCGGCCUGGAACCCGAAUUGCUAGCCAAACUUGCCUCCAUUCUGCGGGCCGAAUCUGUAAAGCCUGGCAUUGCCAUCACCAGCGCUUUCGUGCUUGUCGAAUGGUGCAGCAUCUUCAUGCAAGAACUGUCAGGCACGCCAUCUUGGCACCAGGUUGCUCCUCAAAUACUGCUUGCCAAUGCCGACUCGCUCGAAAAAUGCCAGCAACCCGCAGGAAGAGGCACUGUUGCCCGCGCCGCCAUUGUCGUGACCCGGAGAGGUUUGCGAAAGCUGUUCGCCCCUACCGCCGACUUGGAGAAGACCGUGAAGGAGGCUGUCGAACUUCUCACGGCCAAGGCUGCGCAGCCUACCGCCAAGAACGCUAUCCUUCUCGGUGUUAUCGCUGGGGUCGCCUCUCGCAAGCCUGACGCUGGCGCAGUCUUGGAGACUCUGAAGGCGUCCUACUUCGCCUUCUACACCAGAGAGGUUGUGGGCUCUCGUGUCGCCGUGCCUGAUCAUGUCGCUGCUGGUUUGCGUGACUUCUUCUCCGAUUUUGUCACAUUGGACGAGCUCACCAAAGACGUCAUCCCAACUAUCGAGAAGGGUCUGCUGAGAGCCCCUGAGAUUGUUUUGGAGGUCCUCGCUCCUCUCGUCCGCUCUCUCCCGCCUUCCCAUGAUCUUUCACAAAUCCUAAGCGAGCGUUUGCUCAAACCCAUCUUGGCCAAUGUCAAAUCUAGCAACCCUGCUAUCAGGUCAAGCACUGUCGCCGCCUUCGACCUGAUUGCAUCCAGAAGCCACGAUGGCAAGGCCCUGGAAAAGGCCUGCGAUGAGGUCGUUGCUCCUUUGAAGGGAGGAAAGUUGGCGUCUGCAGACCACAGGAUUCUUCACUGCGAGAUGCUCUUGGCCCUCCCGCAAUCUGAUACGGUUGCUGAGAAGAUUGCCACGGCCCUCGCAACGGUGACUGCGAAGGAAGGAAAUGAGGCAGCCGUAGCAGCAGAAACUGCGGCCUUGGCCAGAUCAACCUCACAUCUUCUACAGUCGGAUCUCGACGUGCCCAAGCCCGUCCUAGACGCCUUUAUCAAGGGUGUGGCAGACAAGAAACCUGCGCUUCGGAGGAUCUGGAUCCUCCGCGCUGGAGAGGUUAUUGGAGACGUAACCAAAGUCCAGUCAACAUCGUCUUCCACCCUCAAAUUCGCCGAAGGCAUCUUACCAAAGCUCGUGGAUGCACACAAUGAAGUUGUUGCGAACCCACAAUUGGCUGCCCAAAACAACGCCACCAUUGGCGCUUACGUCGUCGUGGCUCUCCUGUGCUCUGCCUCUGGUAGCAAGCUUUUUGGAGCCGUCAAGCUGCCUACCCCGAGGGCAUCAAUCCUCAAGCAGGCUAUGACUUUGGAUCCGAAACCUUCCUUCCUACUCAACCCUCGCGUCUAUGGAAAAAUCGCUACAGAGGACGAGCUCACUUGGAUGUCCCGCGCUCUUGCAUCGGCCGCAUCUGGCCUCACCGUUGCUACCCCCAGCGAUGUCAAAACUGCUUGGUCGGAAGCCUAUAUCUACCUGAUUUGUGCCUCGGCUGUCACGCCCAAGAUUCGACAAUUGGCCCUUGAUAGCCUAUCAAGCCUGUACGCCGCUCAACCAGCGUUGAUUUCCACAGCAAUCGUGGGUGCCAUCUGGCACUGGCUCGAGGCGUUAGAUGCGGGUGAAAAGGAUACUGCGGCUGUGUUAGCUCGAACAGAGCGAAACAGCCUUCACCUCGUAGUCAGGGCCAUUUGCCUGUCUCCAAAAGACUGGCAAGACCGAGAAAUAGUACCUGAAGAGCAGCAUCUAGAGCGCCAGCUUUGUGCUCUAUUUGUGCUCGCACGGCCAGAGCUUCUGCCAAGGUCGAACUGGAUCGAUCUCUGUCUGCGCGUAGAGAAGGAUCCUGGUGACCUGGCUCGUCGGUACGAAGCCGAUCUACUCGACGAGAUCCGCAACAAAUCGGGUGCAGAACAAAGUUCUGCGUUGGUCAAAAAGGCUGCGUGCAAUGCUGCCGCCGAGCUCGCCUUUGUUGCACCCGAGACUAUGACGCCUCGCAUUGUUGAACUUAUCGAGCAGGACCUUGAGGUUGAGGAGUUGAAGAAAAUUGGACCUCUGGAGGCUGCAAUCUACAGAACACCAGAGGGCACGGCAUUCGUGGACGUGCUGGCCAAAAAAGCACAAGACGCCGUCCCGGACAAAAACAACAAGGACUACGAUAUCCUCAAAUGGGAGGCUGAGCUUCGCUCGUCGUUGGCACAGAAAAAGGGGCAGCAGAAGAAGCUGACCGCCGAGGAAACGGCACGCGUCAACGCCCAACUGAAGAAAGAAUCUGCCAUCCGGCACUCUAUACGUCUGCUCGAAGCCAGGCUGUUCAGGGGCAUCGGUAUCAUUCAGAGCCUUGCCUCAGGCCCUCCCACAGAGGCAGCCCUGUGGAUGGGCCCUGUGAUUAUGGCCCUACUCGGCGUGAUUGACGCUGGAGCCAGCAUGUUGACCGGCGAAGCCGCAUCUACUGCUUAUCUCGCCUGCUCUGAGAAGAUCUCGAGCAGAUUGGGUCCUUUCAGGCCUUUUGUUGGCGUAGCUACACUUCGUGCACGGGGCGUAACAUCCCUGCCCGAGAGCCAGAUGCAAGAGCCAGUUGAAGAGCUCGUAACACGAGUGUUAUAUCGUCUUCGAUUUUCUGGCGAGCAGCGCCCUUUCGAUGCCAUCUCUCUUACCUACACUCUCCCUCUCAUCUUUUUCAUUCUCGAGAGUGGUGGUCUUGGGUCGACGCCUGAUGAUCGCGAUACCCAGCUUGUCCUUGCAAUCGAAUUCCUUAGCUUCCACACAAACGUAUGCGAAGAUCAGACAACACCACGAGGCCAAGUGCUGUCCGUCUUGGUCACUGCAAUGCAGCAGUACACUCAACACUUCAAGAUCAUCAAGGAUUGCUUCGCCGACGCUUGUCGCUGUAUAGCUCCGAACAUCACUUCAGAAGAGAUCGGAGUACUGGCUCGUGGCUCCUUGGUUCCACAGGUCUCUGUGAGAUCCACCGUUCUCCAGUCAAUCAGCGCUGAGGUUGACAUGAGUGAAGCGGUCUUUUCGACAGAGAUCUGGCUUGCUUGCCAUGAUGACGUCGAAGAGAACUCUGAGCUUGGUAGAGAGAUUUGGACGGAAGGCUUCGAGGUGUCAGAGAAGCUAGCUUUCGAGAUGUUGCCCUACCUGUCCAGUAAGGACGGUCAAUUGCGACGAGCUGCAGCUCGAUCACUAGCCGAAGCUAGCAGUGUGCAUCCGCAGGUCAUCGAACCGCUGAUUGAAAAGCUUGAAGAGACGUAUGCCGAACUUGCUAAGCCUCGCCAGCAGGAGCUCGAUCAGUACGGCAUGCCAAAGAAGCUUGACCUUGCCGACCCUUGGGAGGGUCGUCACGGCAUUGGUUCGGCCUUCAAGGAGCUGGGUCCUCAUAUGAAGAAGCAACAGCUAGAUCCCUUCUUCGACUUCCUUAUCCAGAAGGGGCCCCUGGGAGACCAGAACGCUGCAGUUCGAAGUGAGAUGCUAGAAGCCGCCAUUGGCGCUAUCGAUUAUCACGGAAAGAGCAUGAUAGUCAGGCUGAUGGUCGCUUUCGAGAAUACCCUGGAGGGCCCGGACAAGAGCACCGAGGCCGCUGAUCGCGUCAGUGAGGCCGUCAUUAUCAUGUACGGCGCGCUGGCGAAGCAUCUUAAGAAAGGAGAUGCCAAACUCCCGAUUGUGGUUGAGCGGCUGCUGGCCACUUUAAGCACGCCGUCGGAGACCGUUCAGUACGCCAUCGCCGAAUGUCUCCCUCCUCUGGUUCAGGCAUGCCGGGACCAGACUCCCAAAUACUUUCAACAGGUCCUGGGCGUGCUUCUUACGUCGAAGAAGUAUUCUGAGCAGCGAGGUGCUGCAUACGGACUUGCUGGUCUCGUGCAGGGUUGCGGCAUCUCCACCCUGAAAGAUCAUCGCAUCAUGACCACGCUCAAGGGUGCAAUUGAGAAUAAAAAAGAAGCCAGUCAGCGCGAAGCUGGCCUCAUGGCGUUGGAGCUUCUGUCAUCGCUGCUUGGCCGGAUUUUUGAGCCUUAUGUUAUUCAGAUUGUGCCUGAAUUGCUGACAGGCUUCGGCGAUAGUAAUGCAGAUGUCCGCGAUGCUUGUCUUGCUGCAGCCAAAGCUUGCUUUGCUAAGCUGAGCUCCUAUGGCGUCAAGCAAAUUCUUCCGACACUGCUCCGUGGUCUGGAUGACCAGCAAUGGCGCAGUAAGAAGGGUGCUUGCGACCUUCUCGGUGCCAUGGCCUAUCUGGAUCCCCAGCAACUGGCUCUGAGCCUGCCCGAUAUCAUCCCCCCCCUAACCGCAGUCCUGAACGACAGUCACAAGGAGGUCAGAUCGGGGGCGAACAAGAGUCUGAAGCGAUUCGGCGAAGUCAUCAGCAACCCCGAGGUCAAGGGUUUGGUUGACAUCCUCCUGAAGGCCCUCAGUGAUCCCACCAAGUACACCGACGACGCUCUCGAUGCUCUGAUCAAGGUUCAGUUCGUUCACUACCUUGACGCCCCAUCCUUGGCUUUGGUAACAAGGAUCCUUCAACGAGGUCUCGGCGAGAGGUCAAACACAAAGCGCAAGGCUGCUCAGGUCAUUGGCAGUCUGGCUCACUUGACCGAGCGGAAGGACCUCAUCUCUCACCUCCCCAUCUUAGUGGCUGGUCUCAAACUUGCUAUCGUGGAUCCAGUACCGACGACGCGUGCGACGGCAUCAAGGGCACUGGGUUCUCUGAUGGAAAAGCUAGGCGAAGAGGCACUGCCAGACCUCAUUCCAGGCCUCAUGCAAACCCUUAAGGCCGACACCGGAGCCGGAGACCGUCUGGGAUCGGCGCAAGCUCUCAGCGAGGUCCUUGCCGGUCUUGGAACGACAAGGCUCGAGGAGACGCUUCCCACGAUUCUCCAGAACGUGGAGUCGUCCAAGCCUGCCGUUCGCGAAGGCUUCAUGUCUCUGUUUAUCUUCUUGCCCGUAUGUUUCGGAAACAGCUUCGCCAGCUAUCUCGGGCGCAUCAUCCCGCCCAUCUUGGCUGGUCUUGCCGAUGAUGUUGAGUCUAUUCGUGAGACCGCGCUUCGCGCUGGCCGCUUGCUUGUCAAGAACUUUGCCAUGAGGGCCGUGGACCUCUUGCUCCCUGAACUCGAGCGCGGAUUGGCUGACGACAGCUACCGUAUCCGUCUGAGCUCCGUGGAACUUGUCGGUGACCUUCUAUUCAACCUCACCGGCAUCACUGGUAACGCUGAACCUGGUGAGGAGGAGGAGGAGAUGGCCAGAGAAGCCGGCGCCUCUCUGCGUGAAGUGCUCGGCGAGGAGAAGCGCAACAAGAUUCUCUCUGCACUCUACGUCUGCCGCUGCGAUACUGCCAACGCUGUUCGCUCUGCUGCCAUUGGUGUCUGGAAGGCGCUUGUCUCGAGCCCCCGCACCCUCAAGGAACUCGUGCCGACUCUCACGCAACUCAUCAUCCGUCGCCUGGGAAGCUCCAACAUGGAGCACAAGGUUAUUGCAAGCAACGCCCUUGGCGAGCUCAUUCGCAAGGCCGGUGAUGGCGUGUUAUCUACGCUCCUGCCCACUCUCGAAGAAGGACUUCAGACCUCGACGGACUCGGACUCUAAGCAGGGCAUCUGUCUGGCUCUCAAGGAGCUCAUCUCGUCUGCAUCUGAGGAGGCUUUGGAGGACCAUGAAAAGACCCUCAUCUCGGUCGUCCGAACAGCACUCACUGACUCUGAUCCCGAGGUCAGAGAAGCCGCUGCCGAGGCCUUCGACUCUCUACAGCAGAUCCUGGGUAAGAAGGCUGUGGACCAAGUUCUUCCUUACCUCCUCAACCUUCUGCGCUCAGAAAACGAGGCCGACAAUGCUCUGUCUGCUCUUUUGACUCUUCUCACAGAGACGACACGAUCCAACAUCAUCCUCCCCAACUUGAUCCCCACACUCAUCACACCGCCCAUUACUGCUUUCGAUGCCAAGGCGCUCGCCUCGCUGUCCCGCGUUGCUGGUGCCGCCAUGAACCGGCGCCUGCCCAAUAUCAUCAACUCUCUUAUGGAUAACAUUGUCAAUUGCAAAGAGGAUGACCUACGCGCUGAUCUGGAGACAUCCUUUGACACUGUCAUUCUGUCGAUUGACGAGUAUGACGGAUUAAAUACGGCGACGGCAAAUCAUCUCGCCAAAUUCUUUGCUGCUGGCGAGGUCGAUUAUUCACGAUACAACCAAGAUAUUAUCAGGUCGUUGCUUGUUUCGUUUGAUGAUGGAGAUAUCGAUGUUGUCAAGGCUUCCUGGACUGCACUCAACGAGUUCACGCGAAAGCUCAAGAAGGAGGAAAUGGAGGCGCUCGUGUUCUCAACACGCCAGGCCUUGCAGCAUGUUGGUGUCGCUGGCGCAAGCCUGAAGGGCUUCGAGCUACCAAAGGGCAUCAACGCUGUUCUGCCUAUAUUCUUGCAGGGUCUGAUGAAUGGCACAGCAGAGCAACGCACGCAAGCUGCCCUGGCUAUUUCCGACAUUGUGGACCGUGCCAGUGAGACGGCGCUCAAGCCGUUCGUCACGCAGAUUACUGGACCCCUCAUUCGUGUGGUGUCCGAAAGGUCUACCGAAGUCAAGGCUGCUAUUCUCCUAACUCUCAACAAUCUGUUGGAGAAGAUGCCGAUUGCACUGAAGCCCUUCUUGCCUCAACUUCAGCGCACAUUCGCCAAGUCGCUGGCUGACACGACAAGUGAACUCUUGCGCGCUCGCGCUGCCAAGGCUCUGGGGACUCUGAUCAAGUAUACUCCUCGCAUCGAUCCCCUCAUCGCCGAGCUUGUAACGGGAUCGAAGACAUCUGACGCGGGUGUCAAGACUGCCAUGCUGAGCGCUUUGUACGAGGUUAUCAGCAAGGCCGGCGCUAACAUGGGCGAAUCGUCGCGUGCCGCGGUGCUGGGCCUAAUUGAUAUGGAAGGCGAUGAAAAGGACUCUGCAAUGACCAUCACGAGCGCCAAGCUUCUGGGAGCCCUGAUUAAGAACGUUCCCGAGGAUGCCGCACAUGGUCUUCUGAGGAACCGUGUCAUCACAAACCAAAUCAGCAAGUCCUCCGUGCUGGCACUAAACGCAGUGCUUGUGGAGUCACCGGAAAGCUUGCUCAGCGGGCCGCUGGCCGACGACCUCCCUGAGGUUCUCUGCCACGGUAUGACAAAUAAGACUCCUUUCAUCGCCGACAACUUCAUCCUUGCCACAGGCAAGUACUUGCUUUCGGAAUCGCCCAAGACAUUUGAAGCCAACAAGAAGAUAUUUGAGACACUGGCAGGCAUCAUCCAGCCUGGCCAGCCAACAGACUCCCGCCGUCUGGCUCUGGUGGUUGCACGAACCUUGAGCCGCGUUGACAUGGACAUGGUACGCCCGCACACGCCUCUGCUCGCCACGCCUGUGUUUGCGAGCGUGAGGGACCCUGUGAUCCCCGUUAAGCUUGCGGCAGAAGCCGCUUUCGUCAGUCUAUUCAACGUGGCGGACGAGGAAAGCAAGGUAUUUGACAAGUAUGUGGAUAAUGCUGGUCUUGCGCCCAACGCAAAGAGGAGCAUGCAGGACUACUUCAAGCGUGUGGCUCUCCGGCUGGGAGCUCAGAGACUGCGUAAUGCUUUCGCUUUUCUCAACGACCAACUAACCCGGGCACGACCAUCCGCCAGGACAGCAUUCAAGAUGGUCAACCUCCGCACCCAGAAGCGCCUGGCCGCGUCGGUCAUCGGCUGCGGUGAGCGCAAGAUCUGGCUCGACCCCAACGAGGUCAGCGAGAUCAGCAACGCCAACUCCCGCCAGUCCAUCCGCAAGCUCGUUUCCGAUGGCCUCAUCAUCCGCAAGCCCGUCACCAUGCACUCCAGGUCUCGCGCCCGUGAGCUCAACCUUGCCCGUCGCAUCGGUCGUCACCGUGGCUUCGGUAAGAGGAAGGGUACCGCCGACGCCCGUAUGCCCAGCCAGGUCCUCUGGAUGCGCCGCCUCCGCGUCCUCCGCCGUCUCCUGGUCAAGUACCGCAACAACGGCAAGAUUGACAAGCACCUGUACCACGAGCUCUACCACCUGAGCAAGGGUAACACCUUCAAGCACAAGCGCGCCCUUGUCGAGCACAUCCACCGUGCCAAGGCCGAGAAGGCCCGCGAGAACGCCCUCAAGGAGGAGAUGGACGCCAAGCGCGCGAAGACCAAGGCCGCCCGCGAGCGCAAGGUGGAGAGGCAGACUGCCAAGCGCAACGCUCUUAUGGGCGAUGUCGAGGAGGAGACCAAAUAA
Messenger RNA from Verticillium nonalfalfae, 8517 nucleotides. RefSeq names its product translational activator of GCN4 (gene GCN1). The record is from RefSeq and is a predicted model, not a curated record. Gene Ontology annotation, cellular component: ribosome; cytosolic large ribosomal subunit; cytosol. NCBI's taxonomy places the organism in Eukaryota, Fungi, Ascomycota, Sordariomycetes, Glomerellales, Plectosphaerellaceae. Bases 1 to 8517 code for a protein of 2838 amino acids. Gene Ontology annotation, molecular function: structural constituent of ribosome; protein kinase regulator activity; protein binding. Gene Ontology annotation, biological process: translation; cellular response to amino acid starvation; regulation of translation. The transcript has 9 exons.